AUGAAAGGAGAAGCAAAGCUGGAUGACUCCAAGGUCAUCUCUGAGCCAACACAGAGAAUGUCACGAAGUAUGAUCCUCGAGCCAAAGUUGCCCCCAGGUAUGUCUCCCGGAAGGUCUCCUGUAAUGAAGGUAAUCCAAGAAGAUGGAAAGAGAAGUCCUGAAAUAUUGCGGGAGGAUGACGGAGAGGAGGUGCUAACAAACCCCUACAAGGCUGCCGUUGCAUCGGGUGUAUCAUUUUUGAUAGGAUCAUGUGUGCCUUCGCUGUCUGCCGUGCUUGUGGCCCAAAAUGUUGUUAGGAUUGUGGUGAUUGCUGUGGUUGCAUCAAUAGCUCUGGCUUUUUUUGGAGGCUUCGGAGCUUAUCUUGGUGGUUCACCAAUUAGGAUAUCGGCGGUAAGAAUUCUACUUGGAGGUUGGAUUGCCAUGGCAAUUACUUUUGGGUUGCUCAAGCCUUUCGAUAAGGAUCAUAGUUGAUGACUUAGAUUAUUUCCAUCAUUACUGAAAGAGAAGCUGCAAAAGGGGGGGUUUGGUUUUUCAUAUAAAGCCAAAGCUGUUGUUUCUUGCUGAAUCUUGUUUGCUUAAUACUAGAUGCUAAUAUUGUUUGAA
This is a messenger RNA of Populus trichocarpa (black cottonwood), 603 nucleotides long. Its product is annotated as vacuolar iron transporter homolog 2.1-like. The transcript has a single exon. The record is from RefSeq and is a predicted model, not a curated record. The coding region runs from base 1 to 471 and encodes 156 amino acids. Lineage: Eukaryota; Viridiplantae; Streptophyta; Magnoliopsida; Malpighiales; Salicaceae. Gene Ontology annotation, molecular function: iron ion transmembrane transporter activity; manganese ion transmembrane transporter activity. Gene Ontology annotation, cellular component: membrane. Gene Ontology annotation, biological process: intracellular manganese ion homeostasis.